Molecule: messenger RNA, 363 nt
Organism: Penicillium roqueforti
Lineage: Eukaryota; Fungi; Ascomycota; Eurotiomycetes; Eurotiales; Aspergillaceae
Exons: 3
Coding region: 1-363 (120 amino acids)
Source: RefSeq, a predicted model, not a curated record
AUGUCUCCCGUCCAGCAAUACUGGCUUCCGGGAUAUGGGUUGUCCCGACAUAUUGUCCUAGGCCAUAUCCAGUACUUUCUUGGACCAACCGCAACAGUCAGACCCUACAGUUACCAGGGGCGCGAGGGUUAUCUCAUCAAUGGCGUGCCACUCACGCGGGAACAAAUUGAUGAUCUUGCGGUAAUGUCCCGCGAGUAUGAGAAGCAAGAAGCUACUCGCAUGGCCCACAAUACCAGCGGCGCCUCGACUUCUAGCCCCAGCAGCGACAACCCGGCAGCUCAGUCUGAGCCAUACAUCAAUGAAAUCAUCCCUAUUAACCAACCGGGAACACGCAGGCCUGCAGACUCGCGAGGCGGUCGUUGA